Molecule: messenger RNA, 1265 nt
Organism: Glossina fuscipes
Lineage: Eukaryota; Metazoa; Arthropoda; Insecta; Diptera; Glossinidae
Gene: rho-7
Product: presenilins-associated rhomboid-like protein, mitochondrial
Exons: 7
Coding region: 75-1127 (350 amino acids)
Cellular component (GO): membrane
Molecular function (GO): serine-type endopeptidase activity
Source: RefSeq, a predicted model, not a curated record
UUUUUGUCAAAGCAAAAAAAAAAUUGAGCAAUUAUUGAAUAAAAACAACAUUGAAAAAGUGAAGAAAGAAAACUAUGAGAAUUAUGCUACUGCGUGUCGGUUUAAGGCAUAACUGGCAGCAACAAUUUCGAGAUACGUGUUUGUUAUGGAAUCACGUAGGUAAAACAAGUUCCCAAUCUUCAAUAGGCCAACGGAUUAUUUGUCGCAGUGUACGCACCAGUGCACGUCAUAGAAAUGCUAUUCGAACGAAAUUUCAACCUAUGGAAGCUACUGGAGGUGAACCAGUGCCGUUGGGCAACGUAGCGAAGGCUUUUCUCUUCACGGGAGCGUUUAGUUUUGGCUCAUUUUUGGGAGCCAGUAUUUUGGAAUACGAAAAUACCCGAAACAUGAUGUUGGAGAAAGCUCGUCAGGCGAAAUUAUCCUGGUUUCCGCGUAAGACGAACGAUGGCACUUUACAAAAUCUAAAAAAAGACGUGAAACGUCAUUGGGAUCAGUUAACUCCUAGCGAAAAGAUAUUUGUUCCAAUUUGUGCCGUAAACGUCCUAGUUUUUCUUGCGUGGCGUGUACCCGCUUGGCGCGAGGUUAUGUUACAUUAUUUCUGUUCAAAUCCAGCCUCACGUGCGGUUUGUUGGCCUAUGUUUUUAUCCACAUUUAGUCAUUAUUCUGGUUUACAUUUGUUUGCAAAUAUGUAUGUAUUGCAUAGUUUUUGCAAUCCUGCCAUUAUAUCUUUGGGAAAGGAACAAUUUUUGGGAUUAUAUUUAAGUGCAGGAGUGGUAGCCAGUUUCGCCAGUAUUUUGUAUAAGUCUGUAACCGCUCAAGCCGGUCUUUCGCUAGGAGCGUCAGGUGCGAUAAUGGCGAUUUUAGCUUACGUAUGUGCACAAUAUCCUGAUACCCAAUUGAGCAUAUUAUUCCUACCUAUGUUGACUUUUUCGGCUGGUGCAGCAAUUAAAGUUAUAAUGGGCGUAGACUUCGCCGGAUGUAUUUUGGGAUGGAAGUUUUUCGAUCAUGCUGCUCAUUUAGGUGGUGCGCUGUUCGGUCUCUUUUGGGCUUUCUACGGUAUCGAUAUAUGGCAAAAACGUUUGCCUUUUGUAACCAAAUACCACGACUGGCGCAAAACUAAACAGUAGCGUUCAUUAAUAUACUUUCGAACUUGCAUCCUUGUAUUUGUUAAACAUAAGUAACGAAUGCAAACCCUUCAUGUUAAUAAUAGAUACAAUUGUACACCAGCUAAAAAAAUAAAUGCAUAUAUAUUUUUCAGGAUUUUU